AUGACAUGUUCUUUCGUGCUUCUUGGAGGCCAAAUUUCUCUGCACAUAAUGCAUAGCAUAGACAAAGCAUUAAAACUAGACGAUCACACGAAAUAUCUGAAUUCUCGAGACAUUUUCAAGCAUUAUGGAAACAUUUUUGUCCCUGGUAGCGGUCCAUAA
Messenger RNA from Sclerotinia sclerotiorum 1980 UF-70, 159 nucleotides. RefSeq lists its product with no specific name. NCBI's taxonomy places the organism in Eukaryota, Fungi, Ascomycota, Leotiomycetes, Helotiales, Sclerotiniaceae. The transcript is spliced from 2 exons. Bases 1 to 159 code for a protein of 52 amino acids. The record is from RefSeq and is a predicted model, not a curated record.